Molecule: messenger RNA, 1279 nt
Organism: Musa acuminata subsp. malaccensis (wild Malaysian banana)
Lineage: Eukaryota; Viridiplantae; Streptophyta; Magnoliopsida; Zingiberales; Musaceae
Product: RHOMBOID-like protein 10, chloroplastic
Cellular component (GO): chloroplast membrane
Molecular function (GO): serine-type endopeptidase activity
Source: RefSeq, a predicted model, not a curated record
UCUCUCUCUCUCUCUCUCUCUCUCUCUCCGCCCGCUCGCCGGCGUUGUGCUGAUCUCUGUGUCAAGAAAAGGUGGGAUUCGGCUUAGGGUAAUGGCGGCGUUCCCACCGCGUCCUUGGGUCCCGGCUUCCUUUUCGUCCGGCGGCGCGUCGCCAUCGCAUCUCAUCGCCGUGGCUUCCUCCCUCCGUCUGGGCCACCUUUUCCGUGAACGCUGCGCCGCCCACCUCCACCUCCUCCUCUGUUCUCCCUCGUCGUCCUCGCACGAAGGUUAUCAUUUGGGCAACUUGCCCCAAAAGCAGGAUUUCUGGUGUAGAAAAAGAUACUCCUUGAAGACUUUUGCUUUUCUUGAGAAAUUGUCGGAUGCUUUCUUGGCGUCGUGUUCGUCUUGCUCUUAUUUCUUUAGCGAAAACGAAUCUGGGAAGGGAUAUAUGGACAAAGGAAGGGCGCAAAUGACGAACUCUCAAGGGAAGCCUUCUGACGGAAGGAAGUGGACCAAUGUCCUUCUGGCCGUUAACGUGUUGGUUUAUGCAGCCCAGAUUGCAACCCAGGGGAAGCUGCUUUUAUGGGGUGCUAAGGUCAAUAGCCUAAUAAAUAAAGGGCAACUAUGGAGAUUGGUAACGUCAUCACUUCUGCAUGCAAACAUUGGGCACCUUAUGAUUAACAGUUACUCUUUGAACUCCAUUGGUCCUACAGUGGAGCAACUUAGUGGGCCUAGACGAUUUCUUGCAAUUUACUUCACUUCGGCAAUAGCAAGUUCACUGAUGAGCUACCAUUUUAGUCAGUCACCUGCUGUUGGCGCAUCUGGUGCCAUAUUUGGAUUAGUCGGUUCAUAUGCUGUCUUUGUUUCGAGGCAUAGAAACCUUGUUGGGGGUGGAAAGAAGGAUUUGCUGCAUGUUGCCCAUGUCAUUACCUUGAACAUGGUUAUUGGGUUUCUCUCCAAGGGCAUCGAUAACUGGGGUCACUUGGGAGGAUUGCUAGGUGGAGCGGCGGUAUCGUGGUUUCUUGGCCCAGCAUGGAAGUAUAUCACCCAAUCAUCUGAUGGAAGACUGGUUUUUGCUGAUAAGGCUCCCAUUUUUCGUUUCAUCAACAAGGGGAGAAGAUUGCCAUAAAUGAUCUAUUCAUAAAUGAUAACAGCUAAAUACUCCAUUAAAGUUGCCAUUUCCAUUUGUAAAGAAAUUACCCAGCAGAAAAGUGGGAAAAAUAAAACAUAUCAUUGCCUUAUGUACUGUAUCCCAAAUGCAUAAUGGUAUAUUAAUGUUAAGAUUGGAUGUUUGCACUGU